AUGUCUUCCAUAGUAGAUUAUCUUAAUGGUAUGAAGGUUAAAAAAGAAAAAUUUAUCAAUAAAAGGUUGAUUACCAUUACUAUUGUCACCGUUACGGUCACCUGGAUAAACACUUCUUACGUUUAUUCUUCAUUCAUUUUGUUUACUGGUUGGAAAUUAUUUAUUAAAACAAGAUCAAGAAGAAUUAACUGGAUCGACCAAUUUUGUACGUGUGUAUGCGUUCUUGUUGUUGGUCUUAGUGAUCCAACUGGAGCAGCGACAGUGGUUUAUCCACAUUUUACACCAUUCCCACCACCAAAUUCAUCAACAUUAAAUUCCAAUGAAAAUUCUAGUCAGUUUCCAAAUAAUACAACUAAUAACAGUAAUGGUAAUAAUAAUGCUAACAAUAAUGGUAUGUACACAUCGAGUACAGCCGCAGCAGCAGCGGCAGCGGUUGCUGCGUUAACUGCCGCUGCAGCUGCAUCAGCUGGUCUACCGUCGAAUAUUAAAGAUUCCAGAUGGUUAACACUUGAAGUAUGCCGACAAUAUCAACGAAAUCAAUGUUCAAGAGAUGAAAAUGAAUGUAAAUUCGCUCAUCCACCAACACAUGUCGAUGUACAAAGUGGACGUGUUAUUUGUUGUUAUGAUUCAAUUAAAGGUAAAUGUCAACGUCGAGAUCCACCUUGUAAGUAUUUGCAUCCACCACAACAUUUACGUGAACAAUUAAUACAAAAUGGUCGAAAUAAUAUGAUUAUGAGAAAUGUACAGUUUCAAUUGUUACAACAACAAUUAUUAGCCCAAACUGGUGUUGGUCCAUUGGCAGCGGCAGCAGCGGCUGCCGCUGCAGCAAAUCCAACUCAAGGAACAUUAGCAAAUAAUUCAAAUUCUUUAAUUUAUACAACACCAGCUGCAUUAGCUCUUACCAAUCAAACUGGUGCACCAUCAGCUUAUCCGCUACUUAAUAUUGGAUUUAGUCCAUAUUUGAAUGCAAUUACAGCUAAUGGAAUGACAAGUUUACAUGGUGUUCCAAAUUUACCAACACAUAUAUCAACUAACACACCACGUCAUCUACUUAAUACUAACAAUACAAUAAAUGGUUUAUCAAAUAAACGAUCUAGUCUACCAGAUACUAAAACUGAUUUUUCAUCAAUUUAUACUCCAUGUGGAAUAGUAACACAAGUAAAUGGAGGUAAAUUAAAUUCACAAAAUGAUCAUCACAGUCAUCAUCAUCACCAUCAACAAAAUCAACAUCAUCAUAGUCAUCAUCACAAGUUGAAUGGGUCAUCAGGAUUAAUAAAUGGAACUAGUAAUGAAACAGGGAAUAUUAAAGAACAUAGUCAAUCACCUGGAAUACGUGUUACUUCUGCUGUAUCAAAUACUAAUAAUUGUGUUGGAAUUGGGACUGCUACUGGUUGUAAUAGUAAUGGUGGGGGUAGUUCAGGGAGUAAUUGUACCAAUGGAAAUAAUAAUACAAUGAAUGCAACAGCAGCGGCUGCCGCAGCUGCGGCAGCAGCAUUUUUCAGCUUACAACAACAGUCACAACAACAAAAUUCCAUUGGUUUGGGUUUACCACCUCCACAGCCAGCACCACCAUCAGCAGCGGCAGGAGCACAUGGGAAUCCGAUUCCAUUAACAGCGGCAUCACUAGCUGCAGCUGCGUCGUUAGCAGCCGCUGCUGCAGCGGCAAAUCGAGUUAUUGGACCGCAUAAUACAUUGUCGUCACAUUUUCCUGUUGCAUUACCCGAUCACACAGGUUAUUUUCAAGCUCCUUAUCAUAUUGAAAUACCAUCAUUUUCUUACCAAUAA
Messenger RNA from Schistosoma curassoni, 1785 nucleotides. The record is from the annotation of a GenBank genome assembly. Lineage: Eukaryota; Metazoa; Platyhelminthes; Trematoda; Strigeidida; Schistosomatidae.